Capsella rubella is the source of this 305-nucleotide messenger RNA. RefSeq names its product putative defensin-like protein 110. The record is from RefSeq and is a predicted model, not a curated record. Lineage: Eukaryota; Viridiplantae; Streptophyta; Magnoliopsida; Brassicales; Brassicaceae. The transcript has 2 exons. The coding region runs from base 7 to 267 and encodes 86 amino acids.
CAUAAAAUGGCUAUCACCAAAAAGAAUCUAGUCGCAUUUGUUCUCACCAUCCUGCUUUUUAUAUCUUCUGUUCAUUGUGGUGCAACAACAUCUGAUCAUGUUUCUGGUUUUGGAAUAAAAAAAGAGGAUGAUCAUGUAUGCUUCAACGUAAGUCCAUGUUUGCCUGAACAAGGAGGAGAAAAAGGCUGCAAUGCGUUUUGCACGAGGAUGAACUUUAAAGCAGGCCAUUGUUAUCAUUCCGAACUAUGUUGCUGUUACAGCAGCUGAUAAACAAAUAUGCCAUGCCUCCCUGUCCCUGGCUGAAA